Messenger RNA from Diatraea saccharalis (sugarcane borer), 1634 nucleotides. Lineage: Eukaryota; Metazoa; Arthropoda; Insecta; Lepidoptera; Crambidae. The record is from the annotation of a GenBank genome assembly.
UUAAUGAAAAUAAAACAAUAUUCACAACUUUUACGUUUUUUUCGUCAUUUAUUUCGUAAAUGUUUUAAGUUUUGUUUUCGUUAUAAAUAAUUAUUGCUCAAGUCUAGGCUAAAACCCAAAAAAUGGUUAUUGCCAUUGGUUUCGAAGGAAGUGCAAACAAACUCGGUAUCGGUAUCGUAAGAAACGGUGAAAUACUUGCGAACUGUAGGAGAACUUAUAUCACACCGCCCGGAGAAGGCUUUCUACCCAGGGAAACUGCUGAACAUCAUCAACAAAACAUUCAUAAGGUGUUGCAAGAAGCCUUAGAUGAGUCUGGAAUAUUGCCCCAAGAUAUAGAUGUGGUAUGUUACACUAAAGGGCCAGGAAUGGGAGCUCCACUUAUGGUAUGUGCAAUUGUAGCCAGAACUUGUGCAAAGUUAUGGAAUAAACCAAUUCUAGGUGUAAAUCAUUGUAUAGGACACAUAGAAAUGGGUAGAUUAAUAACAAAAGCUAAUAACCCAACUGUACUUUAUGUAAGCGGUGGGAAUACACAAAUUAUUGCAUAUUCUAGAAAAAGGUACAGGAUAUUUGGAGAGACAAUUGACAUUGCAGUUGGUAACUGUUUAGACAGGUUUGCGAGAGUAUUAAAAUUGUCAAAUGCUCCAAGUCCUGGAUAUAACAUUGAGCAGGCUGCAAAAAAAGGAAAGAAAUAUUUACAUCUCCCUUAUUGUGUUAAAGGAAUGGAUGUUAGCUUUUCAGGAAUACUGUCAUACAUGGAAGAUAAAAUAGAGGAUCUUCUUAAAGAAUACACUCCUGAGGACUUGUGUUAUUCAUUGCAAGAGACAGUUUUUGCCAUGCUUGUAGAAAUCACUGAAAGAGCUAUGGCUCACUGUAGCUCUGAUGAGGUACUAAUUGUUGGUGGUGUAGGUUGUAAUGAACGCUUACAAGAGAUGAUGGGUGUAAUGUGUGCAGAGAGAGGCAGUAAGAUAUUUGCUACAGAUGAACGUUUUUGUAUAGACAACGGAGUUAUGAUUGCACAUGCUGGAGCCUUAGCAUUUGAGUCUGGUACCAGAAUGGACUUCAAGGAUACAACCAUCACACAGAGAUUCAGAACUGAUGAUGUUCUUGUAACAUGGAGGGAUGAUUAAAUGAUAAACUAUAAAUUAAGAAAUCUGUGUUUCAUUUCUAAUAUUUUAUUUAAGGAAAAAAAUAUUCUUUACGCUUUUAUUUAACUUAUUGUUUGACUCUUUAUAAAAGAGGGAUGAUUAUAAACUUCUAAAGUACUAACACUCUCAUAUGAUAUAAAAAAAGGUUACAUAAUUAUCUGGCUUUAAUAUUUGUUCAAAAAUAAGAAAUUCAUUUGGAAACUUAAAACAUAGCACUAACAAUAACAUUACAAACAAGUUCUCAUCUCAACACUAUUUCGAUUCUGAGUGAUAAAACUUAACAAACAUAACUUAUAUACUUUUUACAGAAAAGUAGAAUACUGGAACUUGCUUAUUCUUAACUUGUGAACUUUGAUAUCAUAGUUGUAUAGCAUCCUUGUUCAACCAAAUUCUGCUAUGCGGAGAAAGUAUACCAUUGAGAUAUUGAAUAAAAAAUUUACAAUAUUACAUACAGCAACUGCAAUAUAUUUUAUUAAGAGGCAUUAGAUA